AAAAUAACAAAAAUUAAUGGGAAAAACAGCAUGUUGGAGAUGAUGUCGGAGGACGCCAAAAGACUCAACAAAUUCUAUGAAACAAAAGAAAAAAGUCUGAUUGAUGAUAAAAACAGCCUCCGUCUGACUGUGAAGCAGCUGCAGCAGACUCUGCAGGAGCAGUGUGACCUCAGAGCGGAGAACGAGAGGCUGAAGAACGACGUGACGGCUCUGAGAGAGGAGAAGGAACGAACAGCUGAG
Molecule: messenger RNA, 240 nt
Organism: Austrofundulus limnaeus
Lineage: Eukaryota; Metazoa; Chordata; Actinopteri; Cyprinodontiformes; Rivulidae
Product: coiled-coil domain-containing protein 152
Source: RefSeq, a predicted model, not a curated record